AUGUCGACUGAUGAUCCAAAGCUCGUCCCAACUGACGAGCAGGGGGAGCUCUUCUGCCAGCUCCUAGAAAGAGUGCACACAGAAGAAGUCUUGAAAAAACAACACUACACCCCCAUUUCAGCUCGUGGGUAUGGCGCUCGUUGCGCCGCGGGUGGGGUCGUCCAAUACAGGGAAUUUAUCGAGAGCCCAAUGCCAAAUGAAAACACAGCCAGACGACAGGCGCUCGUCCUAGAUUGCGAGAUGGUCGGGGUCUCAGAAGGCCACAAAGAGCUAGCCUUUCUGGUGGUCGUGGACUUUCUCACCGGUGAUAUUCUCAUCAACAAUUUCGUUCAUCCAACCAAUAUCGUCCGAAACUGGUUAACCCGAUCGAGCGGCAUAACGUGUGCCAGUAUGAAGGCUGCGGUGAAGGAUAACCUCGCCCUUCGAGGAUGGAAAGCAGCGCGCGAAAUGCUUUUUGAACAUAUGGAUAGUACCACUAUCCUGGUCGGCCACGCCCUCCAUAACGACCUAAACGUCCUGGGGGUUGUACACCCCACAAUCAUCGACACGGAAAUCCUCACCGCUGAUUCGGUGUAUAGACCGCUGGCGAGACGCUUCCGGAGGACUUGGAGCCUCAAAGCCUUGGCCAAUGACUUGCUUGGUCUGAAAAUCCAAGUGGAUAAGCGUGGACAUAGUGCGCUGGAAGAUGCGAUGGCCACAAGGCAGGUGCUACUUCAUUGCAUCAAAAGCCCCCUCGACCUGGAGGCUUGGGCUGAUGAAGCACGAAGCAAGGAGCCUCCCAAACCCGAAGAACCGGUCAAGGAGGAACCGGAGAGAGAUCCUUGGUUUGAUUAA
This is a messenger RNA of Penicillium hordei, 834 nucleotides long. RefSeq names its product 3'-5' exonuclease. The record is from RefSeq and is a predicted model, not a curated record. The transcript has a single exon. NCBI's taxonomy places the organism in Eukaryota, Fungi, Ascomycota, Eurotiomycetes, Eurotiales, Aspergillaceae. Gene Ontology annotation, molecular function: exonuclease activity; nucleic acid binding. The coding region runs from base 1 to 834 and encodes 277 amino acids. Gene Ontology annotation, cellular component: nucleus. Gene Ontology annotation, biological process: rRNA processing; ribosomal large subunit assembly.